Molecule: messenger RNA, 1132 nt
Organism: Gossypium raimondii (Peruvian cotton)
Lineage: Eukaryota; Viridiplantae; Streptophyta; Magnoliopsida; Malvales; Malvaceae
Product: CASP-like protein 5B3
Exons: 3
Coding region: 433-891 (152 amino acids)
Cellular component (GO): plasma membrane
Source: RefSeq, a predicted model, not a curated record
ACUUAGCCCAUUAAAAUUGAGAGUUGAGCUCAGGGGGAGUUAGGUAGUUGAAACUGUUGAAACCUUGAAAUUGAAAAUGGAAAGUGACAAUUUUUUUGGUCGGUAUUUUAUCAUUACCAUUACCAUUAUUGUCAACAAAACCUGUUUAUUAUUAUUUUUUUUUUUUUUGCCUAUCAAAUUAAUGUCCAUAAUAAUUUUUUUUAGUAGUCAAGUUGCUUGUUCGACUUGUUAAUGCCGCCCUCCUCGUUAUUGUUCCUUUUGUAUUCUCUGGGUUUCUUCAAAAUUCUUAAUUUAAAAAAUUUAUCAUCUAAUCUGCCGAUUUCAGUUUCUGGGUCUUUUUUAUUUCUCUUAAAAACAACUUCCUUUUUUUUUUUUGUGAGCUAUGGAGAUUUAGUGAAAAUUGUUCUUUGGAUUUGGAGGUAAAAGUAAAAAAUGAGAGCAAUUCCUGGAAGUCCAGGGACUUUGACUAGCCUAUUUUUGAGGAUUAUGCAGUGUGUUUUUGCAGCUGGUUCAAUUGCUUCCAUGUCUACAACUUCGAACUUCUUCAAUUUCACUGCUUUCUGCUACCUUAUUGCUUCAAUGGGAUUGCAAGUUGUGUGGAGCUUUGCACUUGCGAUAUUAGACGGAAUUGCCUUGGUGAAAAAGAAGGUCCUCCAUAAUCCAGUUUUAGUCAGCCUUUACGUUGUCGGAGAUUGGGUGACCGCGUUGUUGUCUUUGGCUGCCGCAUCUUCCUCGGGCGGCAUUGCCGUAUUAUAUUUCAAUGACUUGGGAAGUUGUGGACUCGGAGAAGAGUGCCAAAAAUAUCAAUUGGCAGUUGCCUUAGCUUUCCUUGGUUGGGUGGCAGUUUCGAUAUCAUUCUUAAUCAUGCUAUGGCUAUUUGCGGCAGGUUAAACCGGUUGUUGUACAGGCUCUCGGUCUUCUUCCACGCUCCAAGAAACUGUUAGUCUUAGAAAUUUUGAUUGUUUAUACCAUCCAUAGAAAAAGAAAAGGGGUUGAUUGUAGUUAUACUCAAGCAGCAUUAUUUUAUUCCCUUAUUGGUAUCAUUUUUUGUUUCUGGUCUGGUAAAUGAAAACAUCAAAUUUGUGGAUUUGGAAAGUAAAUAGAUAGGGGAAGUUUCCUCCUUUACAUGCAA